Molecule: messenger RNA, 735 nt
Organism: Closterium sp. Naga37s-1
Lineage: Eukaryota; Viridiplantae; Streptophyta; Zygnematophyceae; Desmidiales; Closteriaceae
Source: the annotation of a GenBank genome assembly
AUGCGCGCGCGCGUCUUGCCCACCGCCCUCCAUUCCUUGGCCACCCUUCCCUCCUCCCAGCCACCCUUCCUUACCCUCUCGUGGGCGGCCUGCCACACCUCCCUGCAGGCGCCUUCCCCUCCCCCCCGUGGUGCGCCUUCUUCUGCCGUUUCUGCACCACCUCCUCCUUCUCCCCUCACCCCAUCCGCCUCUUCACCCUCCUCCUCCUCUCCUCAUUCCUUCCUCCCUUCCGUGCCUUUCCUCCCUUCCUCCACCUCCUUCCCCUCCGCAUCUGCCACCUGGCUGCGUGUUACUGAUUGCCACUUGGUGAUCGUGACCCUACUUCCUCCCAACACUCCGCUCCUUCACCCUCCUCCUCCUCUUCUCUCUCCCUCUAUUUCCCCCACCCUCUCACCUCUUCCUCCGCCUCUCUUCUCUCCCUAUCUGCUGCAGCUGGUAGCUCAGCUGACUACAUCGCCCCUAUUCCUCCUCUUUUCUCUCUCCAACACUGCUUUACUGCUAUCCCCUCCCCCAUAUGGGGCCUCUUCUCGCUCUUACCUCUUCCUCUGCGCUUCCAUCCUCACCCUUCUCCCGCCGUACCUCCUCUCCUACCAUUGCCUUCCCUACUCUCCGCCCCCUUCGCUGCCCCUUCCUCCCCUUCCGCCCUUCCUACUUGCCGUUGUACCUCCCCUCUUCUCCACCCCUCUUCUUGGAUUCCGCUAUCCCAUCAGCGUCGCCGCUCUUCUGCCGCUGUAA